Molecule: messenger RNA, 768 nt
Organism: Diaporthe batatas
Lineage: Eukaryota; Fungi; Ascomycota; Sordariomycetes; Diaporthales; Diaporthaceae
Exons: 2
Coding region: 1-726 (241 amino acids)
Source: RefSeq, a predicted model, not a curated record
AUGGCCACUGCCAGUGAGACAACUGUGAAGUCUAUCUUCUGCGACUGGUGGACUUGGCCCGUUUUCCUUGGGUCUUCUAUCAGAUUUCAAGAGAACGGUACAGGACAUUUGGUGUGCGGUAUUGAGGCCGCUCUUUUUAUUGCAGCCGAGAUUGAUUGGACUCCCAUUGGGGAUUGUUCUACGGUCUUGGAACAGAAAACCGAUAUGAGCACUGAUUUCCAAGUCACCCUUGAUGUUGAGAUCACCCUCACAAAGCGAGCCAUGGAUAACAUUCCACCAGGAUGGGUGAAUGAGACGAAUCUGUUCGACACUGCAUUCCAGCCAAGGAUAUUUAAGAUAGAACUAGCCAAAGGGAGGUUUUAUUCGCGUGACUGGUUGGUUUGUGUGGGAAAACCUUCCAAGCCACCAAGGGACACAGAGCCGUGGCAUGCGCUACGCCUGGUGUUCGAUCAGUCGCCAUAUCCAUCUUUAGAGCAUCGGAAGGAGGACGUCGACCAUGGAAUACCAUGGAGGGCCGCCAAUGGGAAUAGGUGGUGGGAGUUCCGAGAUUUCUACCGGGACACGGAGGAGUCAGUUUAUCGACCGGUAAUAGACGAGAAAGCCAGGAGAGAAAAGUUGCGAAAAGCUUUUAAGAAGAUGGGGUGGACGAUACCAAUUGCUUAUCGAAAUGAUCCUAUCGAAGAGGAAGAAGAGGAUGAGGAGCCAUCGAAAUCGGAGUCGGCGUGAUGCUUGGGUAUUCAUCGCUGACCCGAAGGGCCUAGCCUUCAA